Molecule: messenger RNA, 3238 nt
Organism: Pyrus x bretschneideri (Chinese white pear)
Lineage: Eukaryota; Viridiplantae; Streptophyta; Magnoliopsida; Rosales; Rosaceae
Product: phosphoinositide phosphatase SAC2
Exons: 16
Coding region: 481-2916 (811 amino acids)
Biological process (GO): phosphatidylinositol dephosphorylation
Cellular component (GO): intracellular membrane-bounded organelle
Molecular function (GO): phosphatidylinositol-3,5-bisphosphate 5-phosphatase activity
Source: RefSeq, a predicted model, not a curated record
UAAUAUUUUUUUUUUUGUGGAUACAGAAGCGGAAGCUGUCCUUACCUCUCUCUGUUUUCCUAAGGAUCUGAGAGAGAAGCUUUUCUCUGUGUCUGCUUUGCUUCAUAAGCAAAACACAAAGUCAGACACUUUCAGAGAGAGAGAGAGAGAGAGAGAGAGAGAGAGAGGAGAGAAAGAGAGGUUCUUUCUUCUUCCAGCCUCUUAGCUUUUUUGUUUGUAAUUUUGUUUGCCCUUUUGCACUUUCAAAACUUUGUUGUACUCUGAAUUUCAGAAACAUAUAUAUAAUAAUUGACUCUCUGACUCUCAUUGUGUAACAUCUCGCUCUAUAUAUGUAUAUGUUUGUAUAUGUGCUGUGUGUAAAUUUUGAGGUUUUGGGCGGUGAGGGAGUUGGGUUUUGAAAUUUUAAAGUUCUACACAGAGGUUUUGAAAGCAAGAGGCUUUUUGGCCCGGGCUUGUUGAGGCUCGGAUUGAUCCGAAAUCAUGAACUCCGAGACAGGGCAGCUGCCACCUAACCGGGUCGACCCGGAACAACCCAGUUCUUGCUUUUUGCAGAAGUUCAAGCUCUACGAAACUCGCUCGAAUUUUUAUUUGAUAGGAAGGGACAAAUGCAGAACCUUUUGGAGGAUUUUAAAGAUUGACAGAUUGGAUCAAUCGGAGUUAAACAUUCUUGAAGAUCCUGCAACAUACUCGGAUAAUGAGUGCUACGACCUCCUGAAACGGAUACAUGAAGGAAACAAGUCGAUGGGUGGACUUAUAUUUAUCACUGUUUGUUACGGUAUUGUUGGGUUCGUGAAAUUUUUGGGACCUUAUUACAUGAUACUUAUUACUAAAAGAAGGAAAAUUGGUGCAAUUUGUGGCCAUACGAUCUAUGCAAUUUCCAAGAGCGAGAUGAUUCCAGUUCCAAACCCUGCCGUGCGGUCAAAAUUGGCCAAUUCUAAGAAUGAUGAGAACAGAUACAAGAAGCUCCUAUGCUCGGUGGACCUCACAAAGGACUUCUUUUUCAGCUAUUCAUACAAUGUUAUGUCUAGUCUACAAAAGAACUUAUGUGAUAAUCAGACAGGACCUCCCCUUUAUGAAACAAUGUUUGUUUGGAAUGAGUAUUUGACGCGUGGAAUCCGAUAUUGUCUGAAGAAUACUCUAUGGACAGUUGCCUUAGUGUAUGGAUUCUUUAAACAGGUCGAUCUUUCAGUAUCUGGCAGGGAUUUCAAGUUGACCCUCAUUGCCAGACGUUCACGUCACUUUGCUGGCACCAGAUAUCUAAAGCGAGGUGUAAAUGAGAAAGGUAGAGUAGCUAAUGAUGUUGAGACAGAACAGCUUGUUAUUGAAGAUGCUCCUGAAGGACGCCCAGUGCGAAUAAGUUCUGUUGUGCAGCACCGAGGCUCAAUUCCCCUUUUCUGGUCCCAGGAAACCUCUCGACUAAAUAUCAAACCUGAUAUAAUAUUAUCAAGGAAGGAUCAUAAUUACGAGGCCACAAGACUUCAUUUUGAAAAUCUUGUCCAGAGAUAUGGAGACCCAAUAAUUAUUGUGAAUCUGAUUAAGACAAAUGAGAAGAAGCCUCGAGAAACUAUUCUCUGUGCAGAGUUUUCACAUGCUAUCAGAUUUAUUAAUAGGAGUUUACCAAAAGAGAGCCGCCUGAGGUUUCUCCAUUGGGAUCUGCACCAUCAUGCCAGAAGUAAAGCUACCAAUGUAUUGGGACAUCUCGGAAAAGUGGCUGCAUAUGCAUUGGGAUUGACUGGACUCUUCUACUGUCAAGUAACCCCCAAUCUAAGGCCUGUGGGAUUAUCUGGCUUUGAGAAAAAUGAUGAUGUCGAUGACUGUUUGUCGCAUAGCUGUUCAAGUAAAGAUGAGGAUGCUGAUAGUCGAGAAACAGAGAUUAGCAAUGGCAGUGAUGGGGAUGAUGCAAGCAUGAAUUGCAAUGUCACAUCCAUGAGGUUUCAGAAAGGAGUCCUGAGGACCAAUUGCAUAGACUGUUUAGAUCGCACAAACGUUGCCCAAUAUUGUUUUGGGUUAGUUGCUCUUGGACAUCAGCUUCAUGCUUUAGGAUUUAUAGAAUCUCCAGAUAUUGAUCUGGAUAACCCUCUGGCUGAGGACUUGAUGAGAGUUUAUGAGACAAUGGGAGAUGUACUUGCACUACAAUAUGGUGGUUCUGCAGCUCAUAACAAGAUAUUCUCUGAGACUAGAGGCCAGUGGAAGGCAGCAACUCAGUCCCAGGAGUUCUUUAGAACUCUACAGCGGUUUUACAGUAAUGCCUACGUGGACAGUGUGAAACAAGAUGCUAUUAAUGUAUUCCUAGGGUACUUUCAACCACAACCUGGUAAACGACAACUGUGGGAAUUGAAUUCAGAUCAACACAACAAUGUUGGGAGGUCGUUUAUCAAAAGGUCACUAUCCGAGGGCCAUAUUCUUGGUGAAAGUGAUUCACCUAUGACAAGUACAGAAGUUGCGCAAAAUCAACCUUUGUCUGAAAUUGCACAAGGAAGUAACAGAGUGAUUUCAGAGUCUGCACCAGCAAUCUCAACUUGUGAAAGUGAUAUAUCCGAUUGCAGGUUUACUCCCUCAAUGCCUCGCAAGCAGAUUUUUUGUGGGUUGCAAGAAGACAAAUGCCUCCAGAGUGAUCAUAUCAUUUAUGAUGAACAUGACGAUGAUUGCAACUUGUCAAAUAUUCUGGAUGUGGACUGGUUGUCCUCGUCGGGAAAUUCUUGUGAAGAAAUAUGUGGAAGGUCUAUGACCAGCCUUUCAUCGGAGAAUCUUGUGAACGGACCAAAGGUUGAAACGAGAACAUCUGCAAGUGAAUCUGGAUCCAUGAGAAAGGGAAAGGAGCAAUGUGAAUCGGAGGUCACUCGUGAUAAUAUGACAACUCCGUAUUCAGCGAGCUUCAUGAGCUGGGUAGCUAAUGGGGAGUUGCUGUUUCUUUGAAGCUAACUAUAAGGUUUUGCGUCAUAACUUUAACUCAACCCGUCCGAAGGAUUUGGGUUCAUGUACAGAAAAUAAAUGGUAAGAAUAUCAUCAACCAAAAGAGCAUAGUACUGGGACUUGCUGAGAAAUAUAUUCUUCAAGGUGAAAACUAAUUCUUGGGUAGACUUUACAGUUUACCAUGUCAUAUGGUCCAUUGUCAAGAUAAGUAGCAAUAAGGCGCUCGUAUAGUUCUCAAAAUUUAGAUACGUGUGAAUAUUAUUAGAUAAACAACAGAUUUCCUCCUCUCGAUUCAAUAUGCAGGUUCAGAUUUUGUUUCGUUUCA